Cololabis saira (Pacific saury) is the source of this 8273-nucleotide messenger RNA. It is a transcript of the gene roraa, whose product is annotated as RAR-related orphan receptor A, paralog a. Gene Ontology annotation, molecular function: zinc ion binding; nuclear receptor activity; RNA polymerase II cis-regulatory region sequence-specific DNA binding. Gene Ontology annotation, biological process: regulation of transcription by RNA polymerase II. Bases 152 to 1711 code for a protein of 519 amino acids. Gene Ontology annotation, cellular component: nucleus. The record is from RefSeq and is a predicted model, not a curated record. NCBI's taxonomy places the organism in Eukaryota, Metazoa, Chordata, Actinopteri, Beloniformes, Belonidae. The transcript has 11 exons.
CCUACACACCCACCUCCAGACACACUCGCAUUUCUCAUUUCUUACUUCUACACUAAAUUAGAUAGCAAGACGCAGUGCCGGAGCUCACACGUCGCAGAGAAUUAGUUUGAAGUGUUAGCGGUAUAGGUGAGCAGAGAAUCUGAAAUUCAACAUGGAGUCCCCUCCAGAUCCAGCGAGCGACCCGGGCAACAGCGCCUCGGAGCCGGCUACCCCGGUCAGGGAAACCCCGGUAAACCUGGAGACGCUCCGGAAAGCGGAGCAUCCAGCGCCGGUUCGGAGGCAGACCUGCUCCAGCACCAACAGAGGUAUCUCAGUAACAAAGAAGACACAUACUUCUCAAAUCGAAAUAAUUCCCUGCAAGAUCUGUGGAGACAAAUCAUCAGGCAUCCAUUACGGCGUUAUAACAUGUGAGGGCUGUAAGGGCUUCUUCAGGAGGAGUCAGCAGAGCAAUGCCGCGUACUCCUGCCCCCGUCAGAAAAACUGCUUGAUCGAUCGCACCAGCCGCAACCGCUGCCAGCACUGCAGGCUGCAGAAGUGUCUGGCAGUGGGAAUGUCACGAGAUGCGGUGAAGUUUGGUCGGAUGUCGAAGAAGCAGCGAGACAGCCUGUACGCUGAGGUGCAGAAGCACCGGCUGCAGCAGCAGCAGCGGGACCACCAGCAGCAGCCCGGGGAGGCGGAGCCGCUCACGCCCAGCUACGGCCUCUCGGCCAACGGCCUCACGGAGCUCCACGACGACCUCAGCGGCUACAUGGACGGCCACACCCCCGACGGCACCAAACCGGACUCGGCGGUCAGCAGCUUCUACCUGGACAUCCAGCCGUCUCCCGACCAGUCGGGCCUGGACAUCAACGGCAUCAAGCCGGAGCCCAUCUGCGACUUCGCCCCCGGCUCCGGCUUCUUCCCUUACUGCUCGUUCACCAACGGAGAGACCUCUCCGACCGUGUCUAUGGCUGAACUAGAGCACCUGGCCCAGAACAUCUCCAAGUCGCACAUGGAGACGUGUCAGUACUUGAGAGAGGAGCUGCAGCAGAUGACCUGGCAGGCCUUCCUGCAAGAGGAGGUGGAGAGCUACCAGAGCAAGCCCCGGGAAGUCAUGUGGCAGCUGUGCGCUAUCAAAAUAACGGAGGCCAUUCAGUAUGUGGUGGAGUUCGCCAAGCGCAUCGACGGCUUCAUGGAGCUGUGUCAGAACGAUCAGAUAGUGCUGCUGAAAGCAGGCUCUCUGGAAGUCGUGUUUGUCAGAAUGUGCCGUGCCUUUGACUCGCAAAACAACACAGUCUAUUUUGAUGGAAAAUAUGCUGGACCCGACGUGUUCAAGUCAUUAGGCUGUGACGACUUGAUCAGCUCCAUCUUCGAGUUUGGGAAAAACUUGUGUUCUAUGCACCUGUCUGAGGAUGAGAUCGCCCUGUUCUCUGCCUUCGUGUUGAUGUCUGCUGACCGGUCCUGGCUGCAGGAGAAGGUGAAGGUGGAGAAACUCCAGCAGAAAAUCCAACUGGCUCUGCAGCACGUCUUGCAGAAGAACCACAGAGAGGACGGUAUACUCACAAAGUUGAUAUGCAAAGUGUCGACACUGCGAGCGCUGUGCAGUAGGCAUACAGAGAAGCUCACAGCUUUCAAAGCAAUAUACCCAGACAUUGUGCGUGCCCACUUCCCCCCCUUAUACAAGGAGCUGUUUGGAUCAGACUUUGAGCAGUCCAUGCCCGUUGACGGGUAGCAGCCCCCUCCCCUCCCCCGAGGAGCCAGUGUGCCCACCGUAGGGGAAUGUGGAGGAGGAAUCUGAGACACUUUACUGGUGCCCUGCACAAACCGGAGCGGACAGAUGGCACGCUGUUCAACUUCUUCUUUUACAUUGGAGGGGAGGGCAUUGGGGAAUUGAUUGUCAAGGUUUACUUUAUUGAAUUUUGUUCUCUUUUGGAAGAAAUGUGGGAUCCAACACCCCCACGGGACAUGAAGAGGAGAUAGGAACAAAUAACUUCUGUUUGGCUGAACUUGACUCUCUUAUGCGCAUUAUUGCAAUGGCAGUAAGUCCGUGUUCGUUGGUUCGUUCAUUCAGUUUUCACCAGAAUUCAAACCCACUUGUCUUGAGUCAUCGGUGCAUACAAACCGCUAACAAAACCAUUUAGAAGAUGACGACAGCAGUAUUAUUUUCAAGCUUGCACUCCUGAAACAAUCCUUAAAAAAAAUAAAAACCUGUCAUCUUCAUACAAUAUAUAACGCCUAAGUUGAAAUACGUAGCUGAUAAAAUGCGCACAUUUUGGUCAAGUUCAGCCACUUUUUCUCUUUUUGUGUUCGGCCGUAAUUUUUUUUCUCGGAUGCAGUGCUUGGAACGAAAACUCGCAGCAACGUUGACGGAGGUUCCGUUGGCAUGGUGAUGCAAUUGGGGCCUCUCUACGGACAAUCGUUUAAAAGAGGAAAAAAAAUAUAGAAUUCUGGUAAUUCUAAUGAAAACACAAUGAUUUUAGUUGUCAAAGACUCCAUCCACCAUUGUUGCAUAGUGAAAUCAUGUAAGGCCAUCUGCUAUUAAUCUUUCUCUGGACAGGUGCCCUGGAAAAGCACCAACACAAUGAAAAGGGUCCAUUCCACCUGUUUUAUAUAAUGUACUACAGGGUAUAUGGUCAUAAGUACUUACUAUACAGAAAAAAAUAAUGUUUAUAGAAUCUAUUUUAAAUAACAUGUAUGAUAUCGGUAGUUAGACCAUUCUUAAUUGUUGAAUUGAUAAGGCACUUUUAUUUCCACCUUUCUUUAAUUUAAGACUUGUAUAUUUACCUAGUGAUGUGUUGCAUGUGCACAAGAAAUACAAGUUGAAUCAUGGUCACAGAGGUUAGUCCUGGGAGCUGCAGAUGAUACAGGUCUGGAAGUGUCGGGGGCAUUUGUCAGGAUGGCUGCUGCGGCUGCUGGACAGCGAUCACAGAGGCAUGGACGAGAAGGCGAGUUUAAGACACUCCCUCCACUUUUUCUUUAAAAUCAAAUAGAAAGAUAACUGAUACGCCCUUUUAGUGGAAUGCAAAUUAACUCUGAUCGGGCCUGGCUGUUUGACUUAUUCUCUUAGAUUGACAGAAAAUAGUGUUUUUAUAAUUAUUUAGACGUUUGCGAUUUACACACUUUGAAGAACAUUAAUUUCCGAACUAUCGGUUCCCUACGUUACUGUGAAAUACAGAAUCCACUGUAUUGUGGAGGUUGAAAAAAAAAAAAAGAAAACAAACAAUACAAAUUAGAUGUACUCCUGGGAGAAAAGCCAUGUGGUUCACUGAGAAAAUACAUUUGAAAAAAAAAAAAAAAAAAAGAUCCGACUCAGACUGUAAUCCAACGUUUCCACCUAGUGGACGAUAAAGGAACGACAUGCCAGCGUGGCAAAGGGUCCACGCUAUAUACUCUUAAAGCACAUUAUUAAAACAGUUAAAAUGUUUUUUUUGUUUUUGUUUAGUUGUAUUUAAGAGUGACUUUCAGCCUUCUGGCCGCAGCCUCAGCCCAGCAGCGCCUUACAGGACACGGAAGAAACAGAGAAGGGAAAUGAAUAUUCAAAGCCUUGUCUGGUAGUAAAGCUUCUAUUUUUGUAACUUGUUUUGGUUAAUAAACUCAUGAAAGAGAACGAGGGAGAGAAAAAGAUGUCAGGUAGCACUUAACUAUAUCCCUGCAAUAAUUAGAGUAGCUGGUGUUUGUAUGAUUAGGGGAGAAACAUGAAAACGGUAGGACAAGUGCUAUUUUCAGAGCGCUUUGUUGUUGUGCUUCUGUUUUGUUGAGUGCGUCUUUCUUGUCAUCAGUGUGGUAGUAAAGUGGUAGAAAAAAAAAAAACCCUGGAUGUGCCAAACAGUUGACGUUGCUUCUGCUCUCCAGUCUACUCGUCUGUUAUGUAGAAUGGAUUCCUAAGACAUUCCAGCAAUCGCAGUAGCGGCUUCUAGAAAUAUCUUUUUUUGGAAGAAAAAACAAAAAAAAAAGGAAAUAAAAAAGAAAACCUGAUACCCCCUUUAGAAACCCAACAAAGCAUGUUAACACGUCUGUCACCAACUGUAACAUAGAAUCCAAUUUAGUUUUUUGUUGUUGUUCUGUUUUGUGUUUGCACACUAUCAUUCCUCCGCCGUGCAAUGUGUGCAAGGCGUUAGCGCCUUGUGUUGUCACCCCUCAGGGAAGAGUUUCCUUUAUACUUUCUGUUUGAGAAGACAUUUGUUUGUGUUCAUUAGUUGGUUUUUUUUCUUCUUCUUUUGAUUGUUUCAGGGAUGUUCCAUGGGAAGUGAUUUUAAUCUAUGAUUUGAAAAUUCAUCACCGAGUUGUUCAGAAUUUUCUGUUUCUGAUGUCCAAAGGGGGCCUUCAGCCGAGUUUAAAGAUACUGAAAAAAAAAAAUGGAAAAAAAAAAAAAGUCGUCUGUGACAACAACAAACCCUAUCACUUUUACAAACUGCAAAAACAUAUUCCUGUCACACAAAACAAAUCUGUUUUGGUUUUAAAUGGUGUCAUCAGGGUCUUUGCAAAUGAUUACCCUCUUUGUUAGAAAACCAAAUAUUCUUAUGCAAUAAUAAAUCUGUUUUUGUUUUGGCUUAUAGUAUAUAUGCUGUACCUGAGUAAUAAUCUCUAUUUUGAUCCAAUUCUGUUUGGAUAUGCACAAGCCCUCCAUGACUAGUUAACCUCAGUCUCAGAGCAAAAGAAACCCAGUCUGGAACACUGCGAGACAAUCCAGGUUGAGGGGCCCCAGUGGCCCCGGCAAGAGCAGCAAACAGAGGAUGAGGUGUGAACGCUCAGGGAGUAAAGCUGCCUGCUUUCCUCUGGCGCUGCGGAGCAUUCGAUUCACGCUGUUGUGAAUUUACGAGAUCUGAAACCGUUCAACCGCUACAGGAGCUUGGCUGAACCUUUAGGCGUAGCACGCUGGACACGUAGCUUCUCUUCAGGAAAUGAAGAAGAAAUGGAGAUUUGGCUGAUUUCCUGUUAACAGUUUGCAAAAAAAAAAAGAAUCUUUUUUUUUUUAAAGCUUGGUUUGAUAUUGCUCAAUUGUUGCAUUAACAAUUCAAUAUUUUGACAAAUAUGAUGAGCGACAGUCUGCCACCAAAACGGUUCGCUCAUCACGAGGUGAAAAUGCGCUCAGUUCUGCUUUUUGUUCGAGUCCAAACAGUUGAGCGGCUCGCCACGUGCUCUACAAGACGCAACAAGCAAUAUGCCUUGUGUUACAAUUACGGGUCUCCACACUGCAGUCAUCAGCCGUUUUGAUUGACUUCAUUCGUUUAAGCUCCAACGUUUGUGCUCGGUUUACAACAGGACAGUUGAAAGCUCCAUCGGUCUAUUUUCAUCUUAUUUACUUGUGCGGUUGCAAUAAAGGCAGGAGAACGGAAAAAAAACGGUCAUCAAAAAUACAGAAAGUUCACCCUUAUCAUUGCCUGAGAAGUGAUAUUAUUCUGUGUAUUCUCUUUUGAGUUAUCCCGGUUUAAGUAAGUGGUUGAUUCUAUGUGUGCUAUUCAAUCAGUGUAUAGUAAAAGGUCAAAUGUGCUGGUCCUUCUGUCUCUGCUCUGAUGUCUGUUAAAAGAAAAAAGAAGAAAAAAAGCAAGAGUGUGUAUGUGUGUGUGUGUGCGUGUGUUUGUGUUUGUUCUCACAAUGCGUGAAUAAAAUAAACCCCAGACAAGGCUUUAAAAAUUACAGAGGAGCAGGGUUAUGUGGAUGACGAGGUUUUGAUUUUUAUUUUGGACUUCUUUUAAAGAAGAAAAGGAAGAAAAAAAACUAAAGGAAGCUUUUGGUAAUGCUGAGCUUGAUCCAUCCGUAUUAAGUGUAGGUUAUAAAAAGUGUGACAUAAUGCUCUUUUUCAAAUUCAAGGGCCCGCAGAACUCUGUGGGGCGGGCGCCGACUAGCUAUCGGCCGGGCCAGCUCUGCUGUGAACUAAAUAAAAUAAGUUCUGGGCUCUAAAUCGCAGAAUUAAGCCCUUGUGACCGCGAAUUGUGAAGAUUGGCAUUGUGUCACGCAGUGUGUUACCCUGAAUUAUGAGUCGUCAUUGCAUUUUAACAAAACUCAUUUUCCAAAGCACAGGUAGCAAGAGUUUAUGAUAAAAAUUAUGUUUAAAGAAUAUGUUCUUCUGUUUUUUGUUGGGUUUUUUUUUUUACAAAAAAAAGUGAGAAGCAACUUUUAGCCAUAAUUGAAUGUCAAGCAAUAAUAUAUGUCAGUGUAUUAUUUCUCAUUCUUUUGUGCAUAAUAGUCUUUUGAGCAUCUGCAUGUAAAUACACCUCUUAUUUAUCACUAUUUGGUUUAUUUUGUGUUGACUUUGUGGAUGUUUUUACAUUUCAUCUGUAUAUUUGACCAGUUCUGUUCCUAAGUGGAGAACGUAGAACUUGACAUGGCCUGUAUGCUGUAUCUUAUUUUCUCCCUCUCUCCCUCAUUCUCAGCUGUUUAUUCGCCAUAUUUAAUAUUAUUAUUAUUAUUAUUAUUGACCACAUGUAUAAAGGUAGCUCUGUAACUUCUGUCUGUAUAAGUAAGAGGAAAAUACUGCUACUAAGGCCUCCCCCAGUGAAAAUAUUUAUCCGUUUGUCACUUUCACCAUAUUGUAUGAUAAUUGUUUCUACUUGGCUUCCCUUCUUUAGGAUUAGUUUGAUAGCGAUAGGGUGUGAAGACAUUUAUUUUGUGUUGCCCUGAUGUGUGGUGCUAGGUAAGUUAAUUUUUGUGAACCAAGUAUUGAUUCCUAAGCCUGGCCGCCCUAUAAGUUAAUUAACUGCAUUGCCUAUAAAUGUAUUAUUGAUAUUAGGACUCAAUUAAUAAUAAUGACUAUAAUUAAAAUGAUAGUGGUAACAAUUACCCAGCCAGUACCUGUAUCAGUGUGCUAGCCCUGGGGAUAAGGCACUUUUUCUUUUCUUUUCUUUUUUUUUUUUUGACUUAUAGCAAAACUAGAAUCUGCUAAUUAACAAAGUAUUUAAGGUUGCUUUUCUGAUUCAUGGAAAACUGAUAUUGAAACUGAAACAGCAGUAUUGUGUCUUUUCUUUGUCUGAUUGUAAAAAAAAACAACAACCACUCGCUGAGGUUUAGUCGGUCAGGUUUUAAGACGCUGUUUACCUCCAGCCCGGGUUCGGUUCCGGGUUCGGUUCCGGGGGCCUCCCUAUGCUUUUGUUACCCCCCAGUUUUUAGAUUGUCCCGAAACAAGCAGCUCCUUCAGACCAGCGGCGUAAAUCUUUUCCACCACAUGAAGUGUUGCGAAAAUGUGCAUGAAAGAGUUGCCAUAGCAGACGAAGUGGCUCUUCUCUACUCUGUAGCAGUUAUUAUCAGUGAGAAUUUGCUCGCAAUAAAACACACGCAUCACACUGAGUGCCUCUCGGUGUAACGACACGCAUACGUGGUUUUGAUUGUCCUUUUUCUGUGGGUUUUGUUCUUUUUUUCCAGACGUGUACCGAAGUGACUAUGUAUUUUUUUUAAAUGAGGAUGAAUUCAUGCCCUCACUGGCUUAAAAAAAUGUUGUUCUUCAUUUUUUUUCCUCCAUGUGUUGUUGUUCUCACCCGCGUUGGUGCGCAAUGUUGAAGGGUUUCACUGAGCAGACGGUCCUGUUUUUCGAGUCCAUCACAUCCCCCUACCUUGGUUUCAGAAACUGGGAAGUUUUGUUUCACGUUGGCCCAAAAAUGGUCAAUCAAUGCUCGCGGAUAAAUAUUACUGAACUGUUCACUUGCACUUUUUUUCUGAUGAUAAAGCGAAAGCUAAUGAAGCCCCAUGUUUUGUGUUUUUUGUUUUUAAUUUUCUAUUUUGUGGUUUUUAUUUCACUGCGAACAGAAGAUUUACUAAUCCAUUGUGUAUGAAGUAUUUGUAUGUGUUUGUAAAGCAGGCGUACAACACAUGUUGAUUUUGAUUUCUUUACUGUUCUGUGUGAAAUGUGUGUCGGGGCAACUUCACACGUGGGGUGGGCGUUGGAGCCUCAUUCAACGCAAAAACGAGUACAAAGGAAAGAAAAGCCCAAACGAGUGUGUGGUUGUCACAAAUUUCUUAGUCACAUGUUUGCUACUGACGUUAAAUGGGGACAGAUGAUCAUGUACCUUUUUAUCCAGCUCUUUUGAACUCUCUUUAGCAGGUAGUCUAUUCACAAACGUAGUUUUGCUCCUCCUUGUCUGAUUCUUAAAUAUUGAAAAUAAGUAUUUUGAUUCAUUUUGUAAAUACAGCUGUAAAGAAAAAUAAGAAAUUUAAUGUUGUCUUUUAAAUACUUUUCAUUCUAAUAUGAAUGUUGUUAUAUUGUACUUAGAAACUGUACCUUUAAUAUUACCUUUAUUAAAAGUGCAUUGGACACAUCGAUUUUAGAUGUGCUUUAUGUGCUGUUAUCCCAUAAUAAAAUU